CAAGAAGGCGGUCCACCACAGAUUGGUCCCUGCAUUGCACAGCGCGGCGGAACAGUCUGUUCAACGGCCUUCGGGUCAUUGACAGGCGUAUUCUUUGGCACCUUUCUCGAGUUUCGAGAUCACAUUUCCUUUUUCAUCAAUACUUGGGCUAGAUGCUCGAGGUUGGAGAAGAUGGGUUUGUCCUGUUCGCUGUUUCCGCUGUAGAUAGUCGUAGGUGUAAAAAUGUAUUAUGUAAUGUCAGCGUGACGUCGUGUCUGUAUGUUGACGUCGUUCUUAUACCUCUCCACGUGCCAUGGCUUAAUGGCCACUUCAUGUAUUUAAUGUCUUCUACCCCGAGUCCUUUGAACCACAAAUCUUUUUCGAUCUAUCAUACACAGUCCGAACCGAGAACCCAAAUAAUCGCGGAUAUACUCUUAGCUAUAUACAGAGUUCCACCGAAUCCAGCACACAAAAUGGGCGUCCAGACCGCAUCCUUCCCAGAUGAAGAAAACCAGAAAUACGAAGAGACUCCCACCAGUCCCCCCCGACACGCAGGGAAUGCAGGACGCGCCUCGGGAGAAGCCAUCGCCGCCGUCCGCGGGACUAACUCCAGCGGUCGACGCAUCGGGACUGGCUCCGGCGGCGUCGUCACGGCGCCCAACUACGAUGCGGCGGAGAGUUUGGAUAUCCUAGCCAACUCGGAGAGUAAUCGGCCGUUGAGCAAGGAGGAGGCGGAUCGGUUGUAUGAGGAGCGGAUGGAGGAUGAGUAUGCGAAGCGGGAGGGUGGUGCUUGAGUUUAUGUUAUAUCACUGGUUUAUAAUGAUGGGUUCACUCAUGAAGGGCUACUUGACUGCAUGAUAAUGAGGAAUGUUGCAUGAGAGGAUUCUGUUCUAUGUCCUAGGUACUAAAUGGACAUACUGUACACUGAGUGUUGUACACAGAUCUCAACCCUAAUGUCUACAGCGUAGUACCUCUAUGUUUUCUGUUAGUCGUAGGUUUGACGUUGUAGCACAUUGGGUCACCCUUGAUGACGCGCGGGUUUAUUCAAAUUCGAACACUCCAUAGCCG
This is a messenger RNA of Monascus purpureus, 1047 nucleotides long. NCBI's taxonomy places the organism in Eukaryota, Fungi, Ascomycota, Eurotiomycetes, Eurotiales, Aspergillaceae. The record is from the annotation of a GenBank genome assembly.